GAGCACGUGAAGGAGGCUCCGUGCAUCCUGUCGGCUCGUGAGUGGUGAAUGCACAUGUUGCUCGCCUAUUAACGUAGACACUCCGUGGGCACCGAUGUGACAACCACAGUAAGACUUAGGUUCUGGAUGCUGUACGCUGCCUGCUGUAUUCACACCGCAGGAGCAAGAAUCUGGAAUAUGACUAUGCACACCGACCACUUUGUCACGGACUUCAGUUUUGUCUCUCUGGAGUCAAUCACACAGGGGUCACCUGUCCCAAGGCUCCUUUCAAGUGGACACUCAUCAGAUGGCGUUGUGUCCCUUUUCUGACACUAAUACCACAAAACAUUGUAGCACCUUCACCAGGAUUUGAACCCAGGUUUACUGGAUUGAAAAGCCUGUACACUGACAACAAGCCAGGGUCAUGGGACUCUAUCACACGUGGAUCACCUGUCCUAAGAGUCCUUCCAACUAAGCACUCAACAGAUGGCCUUGUGUUUAACCACUCCUCUUUUGACACCAAUUAUCACAGAACUCAGAGUAGUACCUUGAACACAGAUUUGAACCCAGGUUUAUUGUGUUGAAACAGCUGUACACUAACCAUGAGUCAGAUUAUUUGUGAGUCCAUCGUACAUCGUUCAGGUGCCCUAAGGGUCCUUCCAACUGGGCACUCAACAGACGUCCACCUGUCUUUCGUCUGACACCAAUUAUCACAGAACUCUGAGAAGUAUCACCUUCAACUCAGAUGAUUUGAAUCCAGGCGUAUUGGGUAGAAAAAGCUGUACACCGAUUUACAAGCCAGGCACUUUGGGAGUUUUUUGUACAGGGGUCACCUGCUGUCCGGUGGCAGGCCCAUGUCACUUAGAGGUGCCCCAUUCCAAUCAUCCUCGCGCCUCACCCAUCUCCAGGGUCUCUCGCACCAGUUCCAAGGGUCCCAAGGAGCAUCCUAUAUAUGACAUUUGUCACAGAAUUCUUAGGAGUACCGUCAACUUUCAUGUGACCCAAGGUUAAGUAGGUUUAAAAACAUGUACAUUGAGCACGACAACCAAAGAAUCAGGUUCUUUGACAUGGUAAUCAGAUUGGACGUAUGGCACGCAUACACAGUAGUAACAGCGUGUUCAGUCAGACAAACUCUUCUGUCCAGUAUCAGGCCCAUGUUGCUCACAGGUGCUCCAAUGCGCAAACCAUAAUUUCCAAGCAGCCAUGCAACUGGGCCAUCCCACUUCUGACACCAUGUGUCAUGGAAUUCUAAAACUCCAGUUUUUAGAGUCAUGCAAAAAUGUGUUUAUGUGUUUAUCCAAGAGAAGUGUGAUGUAAUUAUAGAUUAAAGACAAAAAUGCAGAAAAGCAGCCACUUUUCAAAAUGGAUUAUAACUAUACACCUUGGUAAGGUAUUAACGACACUGAUCAUAUUUCUCCUCUGUGUUCCUGCAGUUGUUUUUGGCGCAUUGCCAACAUAAUGGUAAUUUUAGUAGAGGCACCAUCUUUCAAAUUAUGCUAUGACAAGGCUGAUUAAUGUGUUCAUUACUGUAAUGGCCUUUAUGACAAUGUCGUGAUAUCACCUUCUACCUGUGGUGAAACCUAGAAAAAGGUGUGCACUUUGGUCUGACACAGCACAGGACAGAGUCCAGCAUCAUUGUGGUACUGGCACAGUUGGUUCCUUUGCUUCACAAUAUGAUGUUAGCUCCUCUGACUCAAAACUGCUCCAACUGCAGCCAGGUGUUGGCCCCAGAACUCAGCAUUGUCAAGGCUGUUGUUCUGGGCUUGGUGCUCGGUGUUUUUAUUGUGUUUGGUGUAGUUGGAAACAUUCUGGUUAUCCUCUCAGUAGUUUGCCACAGACACCUGCGGACAGUGACUCAUUAUUUCAUCGUUAAUCUAGCAGUGGCAGACCUGCUACUCAGCUCCACAGUGCUACCCUUCUCCGCCAUAUUUGAGAUCCUGGAUCGUUGGGUGUUUGGAAGAGCUUUUUGCAAUGUUUGGGCAGCUGUAGAUGUGCUCUGCUGCACCGCCUCAAUCAUGAGCCUGUGUGUGAUCUCUGUGGACCGCUACAUUGGGGUCAGUUAUCCCUUGCGUUAUCCAGCUAUAAUGACAAAGCGCAGGGCCCUAUUGGCUGUCUUGCUGCUGUGGGUGCUGUCUGUCACCAUAUCCAUCGGACCUCUCUUUGGCUGGAAAGAGCCGGCGCCUGAGGAUGAUUCCAUUUGCAAGAUCACAGAAGAGCCGGGCUAUGCCAUCUUCUCUGCUGUGGGCUCCUUCUACCUCCCCCUGGCCAUCAUCCUGUCGAUGUACUGUAGGGUGUAUGUGGUGGCCCGCAGAGAGAGCCAGGGCCUGAGGGAAGGCCACAAAACAGAGAAAUCGGAUUCAGAGUUUGUUAUACUGAGGAUCCAUAGAGGCAACACGGCUGUAAGCGAGGAUGAGGCUCUUCGUAGCCGCACACAUUUUGCUCUUCGAUUGCUCAAGUUCUCUCGGGAGAAGAAGGCCGCCAAGACUUUGGGCAUUGUCGUGGGCUGCUUUGUACUGUGCUGGAUGCCUUUCUUCCUGGUCCUUCCCAUCGGCUCCAUCUUCCCUGCUUACAGACCACCAGACACAGUCUUCAAGAUCACCUUCUGGUUGGGCUACUUUAACAGCUGCAUCAACCCCAUCAUCUACCCGUGCUCCAACCAGGAGUUUAAGAAGGCCUUCCAGAGUUUACUGGGAGUUAAAUGUCUGCGAGCCGCUCCCAGACAGCAUCAUCAUCAUCUGGGUGCAAGCCAGAGUCAAACACAAGGCCACAACCAGCCCCUGACUCUGAACCUUGCCGACGGGGGGGCAUCCUGUCGGCUCAGUCCCUCCUCCCCCGUUGCCCUGUCCAGAACCCCAUCCUCCCGGGACAGUAGGGAUUGGAGAGUUUUCUCGGAUGGUCCCACCGGUGGAAACGGACCGGCAGAGACGAGUAGAAAAGUGGCCAAACUGUGCAGUAAAAGUGUCCAGCGCACCUGCUGCUGCAUCCGCAGUGGAGGGAGUCCCCCACAGGAGGCAAAUUGUGCCCAGACCCCACCAGUCCUUCCCACUAUUAAAAUCCAUCAACUGUCCUUGUCGGAUAACGGGGAGUCUGUAUAAGCACGGUAGUCCAUCAGCUGAGUCGAGCCAGCAGUUUAAAAGUGAAAACAUCACAGUCGAUAUGCUGUAUGUGAUCCCGUGGAGAGGAUGCUUGGUGGUACAGCUUGAAGGAUGUCUCAGCAAAAGUUACUUAGGUGGUGCAAGGCGUCAUGUUCACAUACUGGGCCAGUCCACCGAAUCAAUGCCAUUUGUUUGUUGUAACGCACUCAUAAUAAACUUACAUUUCUGUCUUUUUUUCAACUCAAAAGUGUAUUAGCCCAUUUCAGGCAACCUUAUUUAAUUGUUUUUUAAGUUUCCUAAACCGACGAUGUCUCAUUUGACUAAAAGCACUUCAAGCAACAGGAAUUGAAAGGAGAUUGGUUCGAAUCUUCGCUCGGGCAUCUGUGUGGUAGUUUGUCAAAUGAUUAAAAAUUAAACUGUGGGGGGGGACACUACACUAUGCCUCCGUUUUGCCGUCAUAACAGCGAGGCGUGGCUUGAAAUGACGCGCAUGCGUUAAUUACGCGGAAAUUAACGUAAUUUCUUACCGCCAUUAAGGCAGUCUUUUUGACAGCCCUCAUUUUUAAUCAUUUCACAACCCCAGCAUGUUUUAUUUCCUCCAGCGGACCCAUAUGGCACAGAUUCAGUGGAUCGGUCCGAUUGCAUUCUACUGUUGAAUAGCAUGAUAAAUAAUGCAGGUCAUUGUUGCUUGCAUACUUAUAUGUCCCAUGACAGUAAAGAUGUGUUUGCCCAGCCAGAUAUUCAUGGGGAUAUUUGUGGUCUCCAUCCCCUUGGUAUGAAAAACUCAAAAUAUAACCCAUCUAAACUUGAGGUCCGUAUCUCUGCAUCUUCCCACAAAUUCAUGCACCUCCUUGGCUGCAUGGGCCAGAUGGAGGUCUUAAUAUACUUCUGUGGAAUUUUAGUUGACCUUGUGGUUGCUGACCUCAAUCCUGCCCCAGCAGACGUAGAUGCACACAUACAACAUGUCACGUCCGUGGAGGGUGAUUUUCAUGGCUGCGGCAUUGCUUUAUUCCCUCAGGGUGCUUCUUCUGUGGUGGAGUAUGAGGCCGUCUGCAUUGUCACGCCAGUGUCACCUUCCGCGCAUUAAGCUUGCUUGAACAAGCGUGAGCCGACAGCUUUCUCACCAGGGAGCAACCAUAGUGCUUGUCACUGGCUGGCACGUCCGCCAUCUUUGCACAGAUGCCGUUAGCAGAGGCACUAACAGCGGCCAUAAAGCACAGAUGAUACCGCUGACCUAUUUCUCACCUCCCUCUGUUGUCUCCUGCAGUAGGACCAUCAGCCCUGCCGGCAGAUACCUGUGUCGUGAUAUGGCGAUUUCCGUACGAGGUAGCUGCUAAUGAAUACCAUGAUUAGACAUGGCGCUCUGCAAGAGUCGCAUGUGAACUACAGAGUAGGGUUGCCAUGUUGCGAUUAAACCACCAGUUCCACCUCUUCUUGAGGGUAUUUAACGCAAUCAGGAGCUGACAAUUGAGUUCUUAAUUAGCGAUGUAACAACGGCUGAUCCAUACUGGAAGACAUUCUCUGGUCGAGUAAGACUCGCAAGAUGUGAAUGAUAACCGACACACUAUUAUAGAAGUAAAAUACAAAGACUCAAAAUAAUCCUAAAGUCACGAUCCGCAGCACACACAACUACAUCCGUGCGCGGAUGCCAUUUAAUGAAUGCGAUCGCUCCUCUCGCAGUAAUAGCAGCCGCCACCUUGCGCAGAAGAAAUAGUCAACGACUUGAAAUAAAUAAUCCACAAAGUCAGGGAAAUUGCGGCAAUGCAGCAGAAUAGAAGCGACGGGACAAGCGAAAGGUCCAAAGCACGCAUGCUCAGUGUGAGCGUGAGAGGGAAUCACACCAAAAUGGCCUGGUGAGAAGUGUGCCAUCUCAUAAAUAGACUUGCUAGAAGGAAAUAUUCAGUGGAUUGAAUAUACGCCCCAAUUUUAGUAUUGUUUGGUUUUUGCCGAAAUUUUGCCCGGCUUCUUGUACGCCGUCUCCGUUAUUGUACAGUAUUGAAGUAACAAACUGGCCCAUUUGUUUAUCAUUCCGCAGGAUCGAGUGCCCAAAGCCUCUGACGCCUUGCUGACUCAGUGUUCGUGCAUUUUUUUUUAAAUUGAGUGUGACUGCUAAAUAACCCGCCAUGGGGCCAAAGAGAGUUGCGAGUGCCAGCAAUUUCAUAAAGAAGGUGAAAAAAGCUAGGGAAUUCAAGAAAGAACUCAACACAAAAUACGAAGGUGUCCCUCACCGCUUCUCGCCGUAUUCGCCAACAAGAUUCUUGAUGAUGUUAAAUGUUCAUUUGUCCAUUGUCAGUAUUUUGCAUUGUUUUCGAAGUAAUAACGAAAACUGAGAUUCAACAACAGUGCCUAAAAUGAGACACCAGGCUGUUACGCCAGCACAAACGUAAAAUAGUCUAAAAUAUGGCCUCUCCCCUUUUCAUGGUAUCCUCUCUUCGGAAGUCUUUCCACAAGAUUUUAAAGCGCAUCUGUGUAAAUAUUUUUCCUUCCACCCAGGAUAACAUUGCUGAGGUAAGAGGUCACCGAUCUUUGAGCUCACUUUCUGCUCUAGUUCAUCCCGAAGGUGUUUUAUGGGUUGAUGUCAGGGCUUGCAAGUACUAAAGUAAUCUAAGCGUGCCUUUGUGGACGUCACUUUGUGCACUGGUGAACAAAAGAGGGCCAUCCCUAAGCAUCCCUAACUGGGUGAUUCAGAGAUGUGUCCCAAUACUUUUGUGCCUAUAUUGUUUCUAUUUCAGUGUACUGCCGAGCACUGUCUGUGACUCAUGGAGCUCGGUGCAGGUCCCAAGGGGGAUCAGCUUUGUGACGUCUUCCUGAGGCUUUUUCUGUCCUUGCAAAGCUCCCGUCAGUGGGUGGAGACGUUGACAGUAGUAUCCCUCGUUUCCAGUUUAAUCAAAGUGCCGAGCUUUAAUGGGACAACAGCCAGGGGCUCCCAGUCGGUGACGUGCGGUGAGGUUCAUGGCUGGUGAGACACAAAAACUGCGUUGUAGUUUUUUUUUUAUGUUGAGAAAGGUUGCUCAUAAAAAUGGUAAA
Molecule: messenger RNA, 6100 nt
Organism: Dunckerocampus dactyliophorus (ringed pipefish)
Lineage: Eukaryota; Metazoa; Chordata; Actinopteri; Syngnathiformes; Syngnathidae
Gene: adra1aa
Product: adrenoceptor alpha 1Aa
Exons: 3
Coding region: 1653-3074 (473 amino acids)
Biological process (GO): positive regulation of cytosolic calcium ion concentration; adenylate cyclase-activating adrenergic receptor signaling pathway; phospholipase C-activating G protein-coupled receptor signaling pathway
Cellular component (GO): membrane
Molecular function (GO): alpha1-adrenergic receptor activity
Source: RefSeq, a predicted model, not a curated record